Messenger RNA from Prorocentrum cordatum, 1818 nucleotides. NCBI's taxonomy places the organism in Eukaryota, Dinophyceae, Prorocentrales, Prorocentraceae. The record is from the annotation of a GenBank genome assembly.
AAGGAGUCGCAUGAGCGCGGAGCGGCUCUUUCGUACCAACACGGGCUCCAAAGCCCCCAGCGUGCAGCCCACGCUCAGUGUGGCGGAAGCGGAAGACCUGUUCGACGCCCUUGCGAUCCUGCAGAAUGUGGGCUCCUCGGGCCCCGCCGGUGUCUUGCGGCUGGGCAAGGCCUUCGACGUCUCCGUGGACAAGUUCUUCUCGCUGGUGCGCUUCCGGCAGCUGAUGGACCGGACCGCGUCGUGCCCCAACGACUUCUUCCAGCGCCUCGACCUGGACAAGAGCCAGAGUCUCUCGCUGAGCGAGAUCGCGCGCUUCAUCCAGAACCCGCGCAACAGCGAGGAGCGCCAGGACCCGUCCGGCACGGACGCGGGCGCUUCGGGCGCCGACCCCUCCAAGCUCGCGGAGCUCGUCUUCUCCGCGCUGGACGCGAACAGGGACGGCAAGAUCGAGUCCUGGGAGUUCCAGCAGCAGCUGGCGCUCGCCGCGCCCCCGCGCCUCUCGCUGGUGGCCCUGACGGCGCACCUGGAGAUGAAGCACGGCUUCGGGCAGUCGGGGCUCCACGGGCCGGUGGACAGGGCGUUGCUGUUCGAGUACCUGUGCAAUAGGGAAGCGCUGGACCUGGCCCCCGAGGACGUCGCGCGCUGCCUCCGCGUCGCCCGGAGCUCGAGCGCCGCAGGCAAGAGGGGUCCGCCAGCACAGGACGCCGACCUCGAGGGCACCGACGUGGACGCCUUCCUGAGGAUCCUGCCCGUCGACGCGGUCUGGGGCCUGGACCCCUACAUAGACCAGUAUUAUGCCGCCUUGGGCACCCGGGUGCUGAUGCUGGAGAGACCCCGGCGGGGAGACGCGUGCGUGCCGCGGGAGGCCCUGCUGGAGCACCGCGAGAAGGCGCCCGACGAGGCCGAGCUGCGCGCGCGGUUCGGCCAGCUGUGGGACGCCGCCGCGCUGAUGGGGAGCGCCAAGGAAAUCAAGGACGCGGGCAUCGGGAGAGUGCACGAGGAGAUUCGCGAGGGCUGCUUCAAGAGGUAUGCGGCCGCUGCCGCCGCCGUCAUGGAGUGGCGCGCGGCGCGGAUGCAGGAGGCGGGCGGCCGCUUCCUCGCCAGGCACUUCGCCGGACCCCGCUCGCUCUUCUUCAACAUCGGGGACGUGCUGGCCACGCCGUCGCACCGCCUCUACGCCGGCCAGGCGUGCGUGGUGCGGUUCCGCCUGCACGGCGGCGCCAGCUUCUGGCACCCGCAGCACCAGGUGCUCAAGAACGAGCGGGAGCCGACCGCCUGGCCUCUGCAGCAGCAGGCGCUCGGGGACACCCCGUUCGUCGGGCUCGUGCCGCGCGGGCUGAAGUUCACGACGGCCGGCGGGGGCGGAUUCUACCUCGGCAAGCAGCCCUUCAGCAUGGUGGACCCCAACCUGCGGGCCGACCUGCCCCGCGACGAGGCCAGCGGCGCCCUGGCUCACUCUGGCUGCGUCGAGAUCACCAUGCCCUCGCUGCUGAGGACGGACCGCCGUGAGGGCGCCACGCAGGGCCUGUCGGGGGAGUUCGAGCUGCGGCUCUUCUGUGCCUCCAAGAGUCGCAUCGUCGGUUCCAUCGGGGAGCCCCUGCCCGUGUGCGUGGUCCACCAGAUCAGGCCGCCACCGCUGCAGUCGGCCCAAGCGCAGUGCGAGGGCACGACGGCGACCGUCCGGUGGAGCACGCUGGACCUGGGCCCGAGCGGCCCCAGGACGACCGUGGACGCGGUCCGGCUCAGCAGGACCGGCGGGGGCGCCCCGCUCGUGCUGCUGCUCGAGCCAGACGCGACCGAGCGGGAGUUCACGGACCU